AUGGCGUCGACGGUGUGUGUAUCUAAGUGCCGUCUCUUAGCUAAAUUAGAAAUAAAUCGUGGAUUGUGUUUAUCUUCGAUAUUUAGAGAUUUAUCAAAUAACAGAGAAUCAUGGUGUCGUCGGUGGCGGCCUACACGUCGAUCAUUUUUCACAAGCGUGUGUGUGCAUGGUUCCAAAGCUACACCUACAAAACUUGACCCCGACAUGUCUGACGGUAAGAGA
This is a messenger RNA of Brenthis ino (lesser marbled fritillary), 222 nucleotides long. The record is from the annotation of a GenBank genome assembly. Lineage: Eukaryota; Metazoa; Arthropoda; Insecta; Lepidoptera; Nymphalidae.